Monascus purpureus is the source of this 3437-nucleotide messenger RNA. Lineage: Eukaryota; Fungi; Ascomycota; Eurotiomycetes; Eurotiales; Aspergillaceae. The record is from the annotation of a GenBank genome assembly.
GAUUAAUGCUGCUCUGCGUUCUGUGAUAAUCAAGCCAAGACCGACGAUGGAUUAAACCAGCGACCUUCAUCUCCCUAAAAGCUGACACUGUCACUCGCAUGUCGCAGGCUGCUAUUAUUAUUUUCCUUCCCAUCCUCUUCCCGCCAUUCGUUUCUUCUCAUCCUCUCACCAUUCCUCGCGUCCUCCGGCCAGACUCUCGCCGCACCUCCUGCAUACAGUUGCUAGCAGUUCGAUCUAUCAAUCAAUAGCCGCCGUCCCUCCAGCCUCAAGAGCAUCCUCUCCCUUUGUCUCUAUAGCGCGUCUCGAGCUUCUCUCUCGCCCAAGCUUAUCUCCCUCCCCUUUAUUGCGAGAUCCCAGCUUACCCGUCAGCCUAGGCAGAGAAACGUCUGUCACUCGGGCCGACACAGCCUCACUCCACUCGUUUUGAUACCUCACUUUAACUUUCUUUUUGUCUACUGCUGCAGCCUUGUCACUCUUUUGUCUUUGAUCCAUCUCUCUCUUCCCCUCCCCUUCCCCCUCUUCUCCUCGGAUUGCCUUCUCACUUAUGGUCUCGAUGAGCUCCCGGUUGAAACUCGCUUUUAGCACGAGACGCAACAGGAACUCUAGUGUGACAAGCACACCCACUUCCGGCUCAUCGACCGUUCGUCUCGCUCCGUCCGUCUCGAACGGCGCGUUGCCUAAUUCUUCCAUACCUUCUGUCCGGAAUUCAUCGACAACAAGCCUCCCCAUGAACCCGCAGAAUCCUGUAGGCCGGCCGCCCAAUUAUCCAUACAAUCAGGGUGUUGGGCGCCCUAUCCAGCAGGUUCAACCACAGCAGCAACAGCUCACUCACUAUCCAGCCGCCCCGAAUAACACCCUUCAGUAUACACAACCGACAGUCCCCUUAGGCGCACCCCCGGGAUAUGGGGCCACUAAUAUGCCUCAGGCGAUCCCUCCGAGCGUGCGGAGCAUGCCUCCUCACUCUCCAGUCGAAGUGGAUGGCCGCAGCAAGACUCAAUUAAUCGUCGGUAUUGACUUCGGAACGACAUUCUCGGGCGUCGCAUUUGCUUUUACGACUAAAAAUGAAGUCCGGGAGGAUAUUAUCACGGAAUGGCCUGGUGCGGGAACUCAUACCAAGCAGAAGAUCCCCACUGUCUUGUACUACGAUCAGUAUCAGAAAGUCGUCGGUUGGGGUCCUGAUAUCAGCGAAGCCCUCGCUCCGACGGGCUUCCCCAAGCUUGGGGUGCAGAAAGUCGAGUGGUUCAAGUUGCAGCUUAUGCUCUCUGGAAACAGCUACAUCGACCCGAUCAACCUGCCUCCACUCCCUCCUGGAAAGUCGGAAAUCGACGUAGCUGCAGAUUACCUCUUCAAAUUGCGCCAGGCCACGCAGGCUCAGCUCCAAAAGAUACUGGGCGAGGUAUUUACGAGAGAAGAACGCAAUAUCAAAUACUAUCUUACUGUUCCUGCCAUCUGGAACGAUGCGGGCAAGGCAGCGACACGUGCGGCUGCCAUCCAAGCUGGCUUCCUACGUGACGAAAACGACAACCGUCUCACUCUGGUUUCGGAACCCGAAGCUGCUGCUCUAUUCUGCUCUAAGACAGGAUUGUUGAACUUGAAGACCGGUGACGCUAUCUUGAUUGUCGACUGUGGCGGUGGGACUGUGGAUCUGAUCGCCUAUGAGGUCGAAGAGGAACAGCCUUUCACCGUGACCGAGUGUACUGCCGGUUCCGGCGACUCAUGCGGUUCGACAGCUCUCAACAGAAACUUCAGCAAUAUCCUUCGAGCAAAAAUUCGCAAGAUGAAGUUGCCCGAUGGCUCGAAGACUGCCGGUAGGGUAUACGCUAAGUGUAUCAUGGACUUCGAAAACAGAAUUAAGGCCGAUUUCCGCAAUAAUGGACAAAAAUGGGCCGUCGACCUUGGUAUCGAGUCGGACUUCCCCGAAGCCAAUAUCGAAGAAGGCUAUAUGACAUUCACCAAUGAGGAAAUCUUACAAUGCUUCGAGCCCGUGGUUAACCGAAUUUUGGAACUGGUGCGUAAUCAGAUUAUAGCUAUUCAAGCACAGAAUGGAUCCCUUCAGGUAUAUUUGGCUAUUCAUCCCCCACCCCCUUUCUCUCUCUCUCUCUCUCUCUCUCUCUCUCUCUCUCUCUAACAGAGUAUAGAAUGUACUUGUGGUGGGCGGUUUUGGUGCGUCCGAGUACCUGUUCCAGCAAAUUAAGCUCCACGUGCCACCCCAGUACCAAUCCAAGGUUGUUCGACCCAUGGAUUCAGUCGCGGCUAUCGUCAGAGGCGCCGUUACCGCGGGUAUCACAGAAACAGUGAUCACCCAUCGUGUUGCCCGCCGACACUACCUCAUGGCAACUUUGCAGCCUUUCAAAGAAGGCUAUCACCCAGAACAGUACCGUGUUCCCAGUUUGGACGGUAGGGAUCGGUGUAAGUACACGAGACAGAUUUUCGUGCAGAAGGGUGAACGAAUGAAGAUUGGGGAACCUGUCAAAGUCAGCUUUUUCCGUCAGGUCGCACCGGGAGCGACUCUUAUGUAUGAGGAUGUGAUCUAUGCUUGCGAUGAAGAUGUCUGUCCGGAAUACACCAAAGAUCCACGUAUCAAAGAAGUAGUUACACUCACGUCAGAUCUUUCCCGCAAGAAUCUCGAAACCGACUUUGAGCGCAUGGACACUCCAAAUGGCACUUUUUACCGAGUGUACUUUGACAUCUACCUCACUCUCGAUGGGAGCGAGUUCAGUGCUAUAUUGGUCUGCCAGGGCGAGGUUAUGGGCCGCUGUAGGGCCAGAUUUCGGUAGAGCAAAGUCUACUCUUGUGGGCGUUUUUGAAAAAUAGAAGAAUAUCCAUUCUCUCUUUAGGGCAAAAGAAGUGAACUACGAGCUAUGAUCUUGGACACAUCUCGUCUGCUCACUCUUAUAUAUCACAAACGACGUUCAAUGACUUUGGAUGACCUUGUCUACACUGUUUGAUCCUUGCACCAAGACAUGGACAGCGGAGAGGAUGGUGUUAUCGGAAUAGGAUGGAAGUGGCAAAUAUCCUCUGAUCUGAUGUUUUGACCCAACAUGGGCAUUCUUGCUCCUCUAAGAAGUUCUGCUGGAGCCAUAACUUCCUUUGAUGCUGAUUGACCGAUUGAUGAGAUGAUUCUCUGCAAGCCAAAUAUUCAUUCUUUGCCAGGCUCGGAGACACUGCAAAGCCUUGGUGUUUAAUGAUCCUAAUGUUUUUUUUUUUUUUUUUCACUGACCUAGAUACCUUUUGUCUGCAUUUUCCAUCAGUUUCCGUUGAUAGGAUUUUUAUGGCCUAUUGAAAUGUCUGUUAUUUACUGUUACUAUUUGCUUUGCGUUGGGGUUCCAUAGGGCCUGAGGCAUAUAUAUACCAUUUCUCUGCUUACAAUGAACUCCUUUUAGUCUCCUGCAAAGUGGACUGACCACUAUUGUUUGUAGUAGACUUUCCUUGUGAAA